Gossypium arboreum is the source of this 3610-nucleotide messenger RNA. RefSeq lists its product as uncharacterized. The transcript has 8 exons. NCBI's taxonomy places the organism in Eukaryota, Viridiplantae, Streptophyta, Magnoliopsida, Malvales, Malvaceae. The record is from RefSeq and is a predicted model, not a curated record. Bases 135 to 893 code for a protein of 252 amino acids.
UUUGAAUAAAAAAAAACAUAACAAACACAGUAUCCAAUGACCCACCUGGCCUUCUAUAAUUAGACCCCCUCCAAUGAGUACUCUUCGGCUGGCAGGCGACACUUUCUCUCUUCUUCUCUAACAAUCUGUGCAAGAUGAGCAACGGUUACAAUUUUUUGAAUGACGAAGAUUGGGAUUAUCUCGCUGGUCUGAUGCACGGAGUCGCGAACGCACCAUCAUUGUUGGUCGAAGAGUUCAACUCGUCGAUGCCGAAUGGAAGCAAAAAAAGAAACCGGGAUUUAGAUCCCGGUAACUCACAAGAAGCUAAUGGAAAAGUCGGGAAGAAACAACGCCGGUGUCCGGGAACCUUUUAUAACGGUGAAUCAUCAAGUUCCCGGCAACAAGAACGUUUGAAAGGGAAAACCGUGGCGGGAAUGGCGAAAGUUUACAAGGAUCGAAUUAGCAGGCGGAUAAAGAACGACACGAAAGCAGACAUGGAAGUUAUUAUAAGGAUAGUUUGUAACAUGAUGGCCAUUAAUGCCUCUCAUCUCUUACCACGAGUUUUCGGCUCCCUCGAGCAAAUCAAAACGCAAUGGCCAAUUCGACCUGACCUCCAACACAUAAAGCAAAAGAUUCAAGAAAUCGAGAGCAACUACAAGGACGACAGUUUAACCGACGAGGCAAAACGAAGAUUAGUUGAAGUAGGAGAUGAGUUGGAGAGAUUAGAUCAAGAACGGCUAAAGGAUUCGACAAAAGCAAGGAACCUUGAUGCAGUCUUCACGGAGUUAAGCAUGGAGACUCUACAAAAAGAGCUUUCUUCAGCAUGUCUGUGGCUGAUGUCGAAGAAACUACAGCAACUAAUCAUCUUAUUAUUGUUGAUGAAGACCAAGAUCAGCAUCAUGGAAGUUUGCUAACUCCUCAAGUGUUAUACUCUAAUUUUAGUUAUCUGAAAAACCAACCUUAUGACAAAAGGCAACUGUUAUGCCACCUUCAUAUCACCUACGACCGCGGCUCGCCACACCAUUGAGCACACUUUCAUCAUGAGCUGCCUCCACUAAAAGUGCUUGAGAUUCUUCAACUGUGCAAGUCACCUGACAUUCUCAUGUCAUCAAUCUACAAGAUUACAUCACCGUCUCUACAAAGAGAUAGGAUGUGACCCUACCGCCAACAAGAUACACGUAACAUCACCUAUGUCUCAUAUAUAAACUUUCUCACCUAAAAGGAGGGAUGAUCCUCACUCCCUCUCUCUCUUCUCUCUCUUAUUAUCCUUCAUCACAUUAUCACAACAGCUCUUCGCCUUUCAUGCAUGGGUGAAGCACCAUUCACCUCUGUCAACUCUUCCCCUUGUUGAUUCCUGAUAUCAACAACAGAUUUUAUAAUUCAAGUUUUCCUGCUUCUCUAAUCCUGCAUAGCCUUUUGCCUUUAAAACACUUUCUUCAACUUGGCCAUGGCUUAUUAGCGUUGUUCAAGAUCAAGAUCAUGAAAGUUUAAUAACUUGUGAGGAGUUGCAGUACUUUAGUGAAUUAGAAAACCAACUUUGUGACAAGGACAACAACGAAGUGGAUGUCACAGACUUCCAUGGCUUAGAACAAGCAUUGAACAACAUUGGCUGUUAUAGAACACCAGACUACCUCAAACCUAUUGCGACCCGAAUCGAAAAUGUUCGUGGAAAAGCUACCGAUUUUUGCUAUAACGGUAUUCAAGUUCUUGUUUGUGCCGCAAUCAAAGAGAUGGAAGAGGUAUCAAUUAAGGAAUUAAACUGCGACACAUUGAAAAAAUGGGCAGCGACACUCAACAAGGCUAAGGGACUUGGUUUUGAAGUGGGAUUUGCUAACAAUCUGUUGCAGAAGAAUCUGUAUUCCUACUUUUGUCACUCGAGGAAUUUUGGACGAAACUGAAAAAAGGAAAAACAGGGUUUUGGAAAUCAAAGGUGGCUGCUGAGCUCUCAUGUUUUGCAGUUGCAGUUGCAGCAAAAUCUUUGGACUUCAACAAAGCAAGGAACUUUGAAGCAAUCUUCACUGCUAAUAAUAUAUAUGGUAUGCAUAUUUCUUAUCAUUCAUAUUAACCAACAUAACAACAUUUUUAUUAUUAAGUCUAUCUUUUAAUCAUUUAAUUUUAAAAUAUUAUAAAAUGAUUACUGAACUAUUUGAAAGUUUUCAUUUAAGUCAUUAAAUUGUUAAAAUCAUCACUAUAUUGCUUUUUCUGUUCACACAGCCAACACCAAUCAAAAGUUUUUCUUUCCAUUUUCUUUUAAAAUAUAUACUUAUUAAUAGUUCAAUGACCGUAGGUGUAAUUUAUCUUAAAUCAAAUUAUAAUUAUUUCAUCUUUUCCUAUGCAAUAGGCUUAGUUUUUUCUUUACCUAGUAAUCAUUUUCAACUAUAUUAUUUGAAUUUGAGUUUGAACAUCAUAUACACAUUCAUGCUCACUUUUAUUUGAAUAUGUUUUGAUACAUUAUUCAUUUAUAAAUCACUUUAUAAUUACAAUUUCUUUCCUCAAUCGGAAUACUUGACCUAGCAAAAAGUCAUUCACAAUUAUGUUAUAUGAUUUUAGAUCUAAGCAUCGGAUACGAAUCCAUAACACAGGCAUGGUCUGGAUGUUAUUUUUGCCCUUUGUUUUACUCGAGACAGGUUUCUUUGUCCAACUCGAUUAUAUUAUGAGCAUCCAAACUUUAUAUGCUAUUCAAUAAUGCCUUCUCAUAUUGAAGUAAACAACUUAUAUUGUUCUCAAGGGCGAAAUUAGAAAAAAAAAAUUUAGGAGACUAAAUUAAAUUGUAAUUUUUCGAUAGUAAAAAUAUAAUUUUAUUAUUUUAAUAGUUUAUAUAUUUAUAAUUUUAAAAGAUUAAAUCAAUUUUUAUAUUUUUAGAGAAACCAAAAUAUAAUGUGGUUAUUGUUCAUCUAUUCUUUUAGCUAUGUUAUCAGAAGUUCAAUCUCCGCUCAUGUAAAUGGAACAUAUUUUAUAUCUAGUUGUUUACCUCUUCAAAAAAUACUCCGAACGAGUGAAUUAGUUACUACUACCGAUAAUAGAUAUCUUGGUUUUGAACAAAAAAUAAUAACAAUGGACCUGAGACGGUUAGGUCAAGUCAAGUAAACUCUAAUUUAAGAAACGUGUAUAUAUCUUAUACUAUAUUUAAGUUUUUAAUUGAAAUGGUGCCAUUGAUGAAUUAGACAUCAAUUUAAUUGAAGGAGCAACGUAACAGUUUUGGUCUUCCUGGAUAUUGGGUGAAGUUUUUAAUGUUGUUAUAUUGAAGGUGAUUGUUAAGGAGGUGAUUCAGGGAUAUAUGGGACCUUGGUGUAUUUUGGAGAGUUUGGAUAGCAAUUUUUUUUUUGUUUUUUUUGUAAUGUUGUUUGUUUGGAGUGUGCUUGGAAAUUGCAAUGGAUAAUUGAAUUGAUAUACGGCCAGGUUCUGAGCCGUCGAGAUGGGAGCUAGGGAAUGUCUUGUCACCGCUUUUUUGGGAUGUUUCGUGGUGUGGCAAUGGUCAUUUGCUGUUGGUUUCACAAGCCUUCUUUGAUUCGCAUAUUUUGUAAAAGGAAGUGUGUGAAUGUUUUCAAGAAAAAGGGGUUUUUGUGAAGUAAAGUGGGAGGAUUGUUUAUAAGAAAACUGAUUGAGAUGAUGAAGUAAUGUUUGCAAGAGA